Messenger RNA from Colletotrichum orchidophilum, 924 nucleotides. RefSeq names its product high-affinity glucose transporter. Lineage: Eukaryota; Fungi; Ascomycota; Sordariomycetes; Glomerellales; Glomerellaceae. The record is from RefSeq and is a predicted model, not a curated record. Gene Ontology annotation, molecular function: carbohydrate:proton symporter activity. The coding region runs from base 1 to 924 and encodes 307 amino acids. Gene Ontology annotation, biological process: transmembrane transport; carbohydrate transport. Gene Ontology annotation, cellular component: membrane. The transcript is spliced from 4 exons.
AUGCCCCGCGAUUUGGAGACGUCUACCGGUUCCGACAUCUUCAGGGGUAAGCCUCUGCUAUGGAUGACUUGCGCCUUCGGCUCGCUUGGAGACGCCUUGUUUGGCCAUGACCAAGGUAUCGUGGCCGGCCUCUUGGUCAACCCCGUAUUCCUUAAGAGGUUCUUCGUAGACUACGGAGGCGCCCAUGGCUCAAGCGACGACAUCAACCCCUCCAUCAUAGGUAUCCUCGUCGCAUGCCUACAAGUCUCCGCCGCCAUCGGCUCUAUCAUGGCUGGUAACAUUGGCGAUAUGAUUGAUUGGCAGAAAGACAUGCGAUUCAGUGUCGGUUUCCUGUCAAUGACCGUUCCUGUCAUCCAAACUGAAAUCGCCGCAACGCACCGCCGUAGCCUCAUGGUAGGUGUCGAGUACAUUUUCCUCAUCGGGGGAUACGCGCUGUCGACGUGGGUUGACUACGGCUUCUAUCACCUCGUUCCCAAGAGCGAGUCGUGUCAGGGACCUUACUUCAUCCAGAUGGGCCUCGCAUCCAUCCUCUUCGCCAUGUCCGUCAUUCUCCCGGAAACAACCCGCUGGCUCGCCCUAAACGGCUUUACGCAGGAGUGUAUACAGACUGUCGCCGACCUGCAUACGCCGGAUGGUGAUACGCGGGCUGAACACCUUCAGCAAGUUAUGCUCGAGAUCAGCGAAGCAGUGCGCUAUGAGAUGACUCUCGGACAAUCAUCGUUGAGAGAAAUGCUCACGCGUUAUCGAAAGCGGACCAUCGUCGGCAUCACUGCUCAAAUGUUUGCUCAGCUGAACGGGAUAAACGUCAUCUCGUUCUAUCUGCCUACAACCUUAGCCAAGGCCGGCAUGAGCCAGUCCAAGUUGCUGCUCUACACUGCUGCGAAUUCGAUCCCCUAUAUAGCUGCAACGACGCUGUCUUCGUAG